Pedinophyceae sp. YPF-701 is the source of this 1440-nucleotide messenger RNA. NCBI's taxonomy places the organism in Eukaryota, Viridiplantae, Chlorophyta, Pedinophyceae. The record is from the annotation of a GenBank genome assembly.
AUGAUUCCUGGGCGCUCGCGGCUGACGUUCGGGCCCGAGCUGCUCCAGGGCCGGGAGGUCACGAUGUGUUGUGCAUCCAGCCGCCCCGUCCAAGUGUGCGUCCGGCAGCACUCCCUGGCAGAACCCAACUUGAGCCCGGCGCUCGAGCUGGCGAAACGCGCUGCGGACUUCUUCCAACUCGGCCCCUUCGUGGCCCCGCCAGGCCCUUACGGCAGCCACCCACGCAGCUACAGUCGCUGCAAGACCGCGAGGCCCGUGCAUGAGUUGGCAGGGGGGAGUGACAACCAAAAGUGCGCCACCUUCCGCCGGCUGCUUCCGGCCUCGACGACGUACCUGCGGGCGGAGGCCGUGCCCGUCGCUGAGGGCUGGCGGCUGAGCUCCCUCAUCGGCGUCUGGAACCGGACCACGGAGAGCGAGGAAGACGGCGAGGACUUUUCGUGCGACGUGAUGCACAAGGACACUUUCAGGCGCCGGAGGCCGCUGGUCAUCGUUGCUGCGAUCCUCGCGACGCUGUUCUCGGAGAAACUCGCGCACAGCCAGCCCGCGCGCGUGGCGCUGCUGGCACUGGCCGGCUUCGGGGUUGUUUGCGUCGGGGCGAUGUUCGCCCUACUGGUCAUCGUCGCCCUCAUCUUCUGCAAGCUCGCGCUCCAAAAGGGCAGGAAUAUCAUGGCAGUGGCGUUCGCGCCGAGGGAUCUAGCGGCGAUGCAUCUCGGGGGCGUGUCGCGGACCGCUAUGUUGAGCACCGUGGUGGGCUGCGCCGUCACUGUCUCCGGUGUCGGCGGGCAGGUGUUGCAAAUGUUCAUGAACACCACACAAGGUGUCGGCGUUUUCGCCAACGUGCUGAGCUUCGUGGGCUUUGCCACCAUGGAAGGCGUGGACGACGGGCUGCAGCUCCACGACUACAUCGACUACUUCUUGGAGCGGCCCGUGGCGUCCUUCUUCUUGCUCAGCACUGUCAUCGGGAUUUUCGCCGCGGCAGCUUGGUUCGAGGCCCAGCAGGGCGACUGGAAGAUCAUUUGUUCCGAGUUCACUCUCUGCUUCCUGGCCAUUUUCGGCAAUUUCUUCUUCGGGCCAUCCGACCGCGUCGUCGGCGCGGCUCUGGGGGCAGUGUUCGCCCUCGUGCCGCUCGUGCGCUGGCGGUCGGCGGAGCGCACGGGCGCACCAGGGGGUGGCAGCGACGACGACGACGACGACGAUGACGACGACGACGAAGAUGGCGGCGGCGACGAUGGCGGCGACCGGACGCCCGUUCUGCUUAUUCCGCGCCACGAUGUCUACGUGGAGAACCCGCUCACGGGCAGAGCUAUCAAGGUUGGUGCAGGUACGCAUAAGAAGCUGGUGCAGGACGGCUGGGUCCUUCACAGCAACGGCAAGUGGACGAGGCCACAAGGCACACCGCAGGGUCGCGCGGCGACCCCGCGGAAGCUCCGCCUCGAUUAG